This is a messenger RNA of Punctularia strigosozonata HHB-11173 SS5, 711 nucleotides long. RefSeq lists its product as uncharacterized. Lineage: Eukaryota; Fungi; Basidiomycota; Agaricomycetes; Corticiales; Punctulariaceae. The coding region runs from base 1 to 711 and encodes 236 amino acids. The record is from RefSeq and is a predicted model, not a curated record. The transcript has a single exon.
AUGUGGGGACGACCUACCGAAGACGACGAAAACCCAUGCUACCGGCCUUCGGGCGCCUCCGUGCACGGGGAUUCCGGCGUAUUCACAAAGCUACUCGAACGAGCCGUGGAAGAGGAUGGCGAAGAACGCGGCCUGGACCUCUUGCACAGGAACAUGGAGGACGACCUCGACAUCAUCUCGCAGUCGACUAUGGAUACGAUAUACUCUAUCUCGAGGCCCGAAGGCCAACACAAGCGCCAGUUGGACGCAUAUACCCGCUCCCCGGCCCACAUACGUUCUCCUGGUCCAUCCUCGUACGAAGAGCACCUAACCUAUAGGCUCGGCCGGCGGACUGUGGUGGACUCUGUGCUUCGGGCUAAGCGCAAACGUACCUCUUCUGGCUCAUCUGGCUACAGCGACCUCCACGCGCCUACGAAGCGUGAACGCUCCUCUCAAGCGGCGAACGACACUUCAUUUGUAUUGAGCGACAAAGCCGAGCCUAUCAAGACAUUCUUUCCCAAGACGGGUCACUCUCCCAGCUCCGACGCAUAUACCCCGCCCUCGUUCGACACGCAGACUCAGCCUAAUACAAGAGCACUGGAGGCCAGGAUUGUCGCCCUGGAAGGUCUGAUCUUGCGCACUUUACUGUAUAGUCUUGUACUCUGGUUUCAACGUGGCUUCCAGAUGAGCUCUAUGGACCGCGACUUGGAGCGGAAACUCCGCGCAGCUUAA